UUCCGCAUGGGGGUCGUCUCCAACUUCGAUAACCGCCUGGAAACCAUCCUCAAACAGUGCAACCUGCGGCACCACUUCGAAUUCGUCCUCACCUCCGAGGAGGCGGGUUUCGCCAAGCCGGACAGGAGGAUCUUCGAGAAAGCCCUACACCGUGCCGGGGUCUCACCAGAGCAGGCGGCUCACAUCGGGGACGACUACACGCGGGAUUACAGGGCAGCGCAAGCCGUGGGCAUGCACAGCUUUCUGCUGCGGGCUGCUGGGCACGGCGAGGAGCCGGAGGUGCCCCCCGAGCAUGUCCUGCCCACGCUCAGCCACCUCCUGGCUCUUAUUGAGAAGGGAUAG
Molecule: messenger RNA, 342 nt
Organism: Pterocles gutturalis (yellow-throated sandgrouse)
Lineage: Eukaryota; Metazoa; Chordata; Aves; Pterocliformes; Pteroclidae
Gene: HDHD3
Product: haloacid dehalogenase-like hydrolase domain containing 3
Exons: 1
Source: RefSeq, a predicted model, not a curated record